Molecule: messenger RNA, 5484 nt
Organism: Apodemus sylvaticus (European woodmouse)
Lineage: Eukaryota; Metazoa; Chordata; Mammalia; Rodentia; Muridae
Gene: Foxo1
Product: forkhead box O1
Exons: 3
Coding region: 422-2371 (649 amino acids)
Biological process (GO): insulin receptor signaling pathway; regulation of transcription by RNA polymerase II
Cellular component (GO): nucleus
Molecular function (GO): RNA polymerase II cis-regulatory region sequence-specific DNA binding; DNA-binding transcription factor activity, RNA polymerase II-specific
Source: RefSeq, a predicted model, not a curated record
GCAGAUCCCGUAAGACGGGAGGCUGCGGAGUCGCUGCAGUCCCCGCCGCCGCCACAUUCAACAGGCAGCAGCGCCGCUGUCGCGCGGCCGCGGGGAGCUAGAGCGGCCCGCGGCGUCCUCCCGUCUGCUUUAGCGUCCGCGGCCCUGUCAGCAAAGCAGGAACGUGGUGCCCGAGCUGCCGGGCUCCGCGGCCUGGUCCGUGCACCGUCCAAGGCACGAACUCGGAGGAUCCUAGCCACCGGUGACCCAGCGAAGUUAAGUUCUGGGCGCGUCCGUCCGCUGCGCCGCGCCUGGUUCCCGGCGUGCGUCCGCCGUCUCCGCGGCCCCCAAUCUCGUAGCGACAGUCGGGUCGCCCGCUCCGCGCCCCCGGUGGCCGCGUCUCCCGGUACUCUCUGCUGGUGGGGGAGGGGCAGGGGGCACCAUGGCCGAAGCGCCCCAGGUGGUGGAGACCGACCCGGACUUCGAGCCGCUGCCGCGGCAGCGCUCCUGCACCUGGCCGCUGCCCAGGCCGGAGUUUAACCAGUCCAACUCGACCACCUCCAGCCCGGCGCCGUCGGGCGGCACGGCCGCCAACCCCGACGCCACGGCGAGCCUGGCCUCGGCGUCCGCUGUCAGUACUGACUUUAUGAGCAACCUGAGCCUGCUGGAGGAGAGUGAGGACUUCGCACGGGCGCCGGGCUGCGUGGCCGUGGCGGCCGCAGCUGCCGCCGGCAGGGGCCUGUGCGGGGACUUCCAGGGCCCCGAGGCGGGCUGCGUGCACCCUGCGCCGCCGCAGCCCCCACCGACCGGGCCGCUGUCGCAGCCCCCACCGGUGCCUCCCGCCGCCGCGGGGCCACUCGCGGGACAGCCGCGCAAGACCAGUUCGUCGCGCCGCAACGCGUGGGGCAACCUGUCGUACGCCGACCUCAUCACCAAGGCCAUCGAGAGCUCUGCCGAGAAGAGGCUCACCCUGUCGCAGAUCUACGAGUGGAUGGUGAAGAGCGUGCCCUACUUCAAGGAUAAGGGCGACAGCAACAGCUCGGCGGGCUGGAAGAAUUCAAUUCGCCACAAUCUGUCCCUACACAGCAAGUUUAUUCGCGUUCAGAAUGAAGGCACUGGAAAAAGUUCUUGGUGGAUGCUCAAUCCAGAGGGAGGCAAGAGUGGCAAGUCGCCCCGGAGAAGGGCUGCGUCCAUGGACAACAACAGCAAAUUUGCUAAGAGCCGAGGACGGGCUGCCAAGAAAAAGGCCUCUCUGCAGUCCGGGCAGGAGGGGCCUGGGGACAGCCCCGGGUCUCAGUUUGCUAAGUGGCCUGCCAGUCCUGGGUCCCACAGCAAUGAUGACUUUGAUAACUGGAGUACGUUUCGUCCUCGAACCAGCUCCAAUGCUAGUACCAUCAGUGGGAGGCUUUCUCCCAUCAUGACAGAACAGGACGACCUGGGCGAUGGGGAUGUGCAUUCCCUGGUGUACCCACCCUCCGCUGCCAAGAUGGCAUCCACCCUGCCCAGUCUGUCUGAGAUCAGCAAUCCAGAAAACAUGGAGACCCUCCUGGACAAUCUCAAUCUCCUCUCAUCCCCCACAUCUUUAACUGUGUCCACCCAGUCCUCGCCUGGCGGCAUGCUGCAACAGACACCUUGCUAUUCGUUUGCACCGCCAAACACCAGUCUAAAUUCACCCAGCCCGGACUACUCUAAGUACACGUACGGCCAGGCCAGCAUGAGCCCCUUGCCCCAGAUGCCUCUGCAGACACUUCAGGACGGCAAGGCCAGUUACGGAGGGCUGAGCCAGUAUAACUGUGCCCCAGGACUCUUGAAAGAGUUGCUGACUUCUGACUCUCCUCCCCACAAUGACAUUAUGUCACCAGCUGAUCCUGGAGUGGCCCAACCCAACAGUCGGGUCCUGGGUCAGAAUGUAAUGAUGGGCCCUAAUUCAGUGAUGCCAGCCUAUGGUGGCCAGCCGUCUCAUAACAAAAUGAUGAGCCCUGCUUCCCACACCCACCCUGGACAUGCACCGCAAACGUCCUCCGUCAAUGGCCGUGCCCUGCCCCAUGUGGUGAACACCAUGCCUCACACAUCUGCCAUGAACCGCUUGACCCCAGGGAAGACACCCUUACAAGUGCCUCUGUCCCACCCCAUGCAGAUGAGUGCCCUGGGCAGCUACUCUUCGGGGAGCAGCUGCAAUGGCUACGGUAGGGUGGGUGCCCUUCACCAGGAGAAGCUCCCAAGUGACUUGGAUGGCAUGUUUAUCGAGCGCUUGGACUGUGACAUGGAGUCCAUCAUUCGGAAUGACCUCAUGGAUGGAGAUACCUUGGAUUUUAACUUUGAUAAUGUGUUGCCCAACCAAAGCUUCCCACACAGUGUCAAGACUACAACACACAGCUGGGUGUCAGGCUAGGAGUGAGUGAGCAGGCUACGUUUAACAGUCCUUCAGAUUGUCUGACAGCGGAGCCGAGGAGCAGUCCAAAGAUGCCCUUCACCCCUCCUUUUAGUUUUCUUGAUUUAAAAAAAAAAAUCCUUUUUUCCUUUCAUCAGACUUGGCAACAGAAGUACUUUCCUGCACAGGAUGUUUGCCCAGCGAUCGCAGGUUAUGUGCUCCUGUAGAUAAGGACCGUGCCAUUGGGAAUCAUUACAAUGAAGUGCCAAACUCACUACACCAUGUAAUUGCAGAAAAGACUUUCAGAUCCUGGAGUGCUUUCAAGUUUUGUAUAUACGCAGUAGAUACAGAAUUGUAUUUGUGUGUGUGUGUUUUUUAAUAUCUACUUGGUCCAAGGAAAGUUUAUACUCUUUUGUAAUACUGUGAUGGUCUUAUGUCUUGAUAAACUUGGCUCUGUACUACCUGUGUUCUGCUAACGUGAUGAAUCAUGAACUAAGGUCUCCAUUCUGCGCCUCUGCUGGAUGGCUGAACCUGUUCAUCUUGCCACAGAAUUGGUAUGAGAACCAAGUAGCCGGUGAUCAAUCUGCUGAAUUAUGGACGUGUCAAACGUGCGGCAGAAAAGAUGGAGUGCUAGCUUUGUACAGGUCUUUUCUAUUAUUUUUGUUGUUGUUUAUUUUGUUAUUUGCAAAUUUGUACAAACACCUUAAAAUGGUUCUAAUUUCCAGAUAAAUGACUUUUGAUGUUAUUGUUAGGACUCAACAUUUUUUGGAGUAGAUACUGAAGUGUAAUGUUUUCUUAAAACUAGAGUCUACUUUGUUACAUUGUCUGCUUAUAAAUUUGUGAAAUCGGAGGUAUUUGGGGGCUGCAUUCAUAAUUUUCCUUUUGUAUUUCUAACUGGAUUAGUACUAAUUUUAUACGUACUCAACUGGUUUGUACACUUUGGGAUGAUACCUGAUGAUGUUUCUGACUAAUCUUAAAUCAUUGUAAUUAGUACUUGCAUACUCAACGUUUCUGACCACUUGGGCAGGAAAGUGAUGUAUAGUUACAGACACUCUGUUUUGUAUGUAGAUUUAUGUGUGUAUUUUACAGAAAUCUCACCUGCUUUAUUGCCCUGUGAAUCAUGUACAGUGCAUAGCACCAAGUCUUCAGAUAGGUGCCCUGUGCUUACAGCCCCUCUUGGGAGGCCCUGCCAGAUGCUGCCCCAUGUCACACUGUCACAGGUCCCAUGGGACGCCUCUGUCUGUGGCUCAGGAAAGGGGAACUUUAUCUGAGGUGAUAUUCUUUGUCUAACUGGGGUUGCGCUCCUACUCCGAGCUCUCGGCUUUUGCCCAGGAUGGAGAUGGCGUUAUAGCUGUGUCCUGAAGAAUCAUGUCACUUCUCAGUCCUCACCUCUGUUCUCUCUGGCUCUGAACAGUGUAAAUCUAAGGAGGAAGUUUGCAAAUAGGACUUCGGUGAUUUGUGGAGUGCCUUGUGCUCUUAAGUACAGACAGUGGCAGGAUUAGUUAAAAAUUGAGACAGUAAACUUGAAAACCAGCCAACUAAAAAUGUACAUUUAUUUUGAAAUCCUUAGCUUAAGAAUUUGAGAGGUUUUUGAACCUUGAGCAGACUAAUGUGUCUCAAACAUUUACGUUUUUAUACGGUCUAUUUACCUGAAAUCCUACCAGACCAGGAUAAUUGGUUUUGCUUCCCAUUCUGUCCAUCGGCAUUUCUGAGUCAUAUUGAAUACCUGAGUCUCCCGCAGUCUGAGAAAUAGAUACCUAGCAUCCCUUUCUGCCUUCUUGAGAAGGCCUGCUUUACAUGCAGAAACCCAACUUGCACUUGGGUUUUUUUUAGUAUGUUACUUAUCUUUCCCUUUGUGUGUGUGCGCGUGUGUGCGCGCUCGUGGUAACAAGAAUACAAUGUCCCUUUUGUCACUGUUGGCCAGCUUUGUUGUAAGCUCCCCUCCAUGACUGUCACUCUUUUAAAUGUAUUAAGUCACUGCUCCUCUGAGCACCUUUGUUUGGGCGCUCCAAAACAGGACUUGUUUUAGAAAUAAAUUCCUCUGAGCAAAGCCUCCUACAAAUGGAGUAGAAUUUACUGGUGUCAAAGAACUCAGGUCUCCCUCUCCUCCUCCACCUGCCGUUUCUUACCGUUUCUUACCAUUGCAGAAAGAGCCUCUUCGUGUAGUGCUGCAGCCCCGCUCAGUGGUCACCUGCUGAUGUCACGGAGGGACUUGGAGGUGUCCCUUCCUUCAGAAACUGAAAGUUUCAGCAGCAACCCCCAUUUUUCUUGGUGUUAAGAUCAUAGUGUGAAUCAUGGGUAGUUAUCUGGGGCACAGCGAAGUCCAGCAAAGACUUCUUAUCUGUUUUGAAAACAAACAUCAAACAUGUGACCUCUGAGAGUCCUUUUCUGUGGGAAUGUUCACUUUCUGGUAUAUUACUGUACAUGAUUGCUCUGUGAAGACUUCACCUAUGCAGCCUUGUUUGAUUUAUUUCCUUUGGUUUGUACUGUUGUUAAGAGCAUAUUGUAUUAUAGAGCUAUUUGGAUAUUUUAAAUAUAAAGAUGUAUUGUUUCCAUAAUAAAGAUGUAAGGAAUAUAUUUAGGUGAUAGAUGUACGACUUGGAAAGUUCUGCUUGGACAAACUGAGUCUAAGUUAAUUAGCAAAUAUUAUAUCCUGGUGAGCAGUAAAUCCUGGAACCUGACAGUAAGAGGAUAAAGUCACUUAAAAUGGAAGCAGUCCCCCACAGGGGUACAAUUUGAACCUGUUCAACUGUUUAAUUUAUGGUGUCCCUUCACCCCCCCCCCCAAAAAAAAAAAACCUUGAAGUUCUUAGUUUUCAGCUCUCAAAAGUUACUGAUUUUAAGUGAAAAGUUUUUCUGUGGUUUCAACUGGGGAGUAAUUGUUCAGUAUAGUGUGCAUUGUGCUUUAUGCAAACAAAACAGUCUGCCCCUGUGGCCAGGGAUCGACAACCUUGUAAGUGCCAUCAGGAUAGAGUCCCACCCUCCACACACUUCCCCACUAGAGUUGAGUAACUGUGCAGAAGCCUUGUUCCUGUUCCAGUGCUAUCUGAGAAGUGCCUGAUGAUGAUUUACUUACACGUACAAGAACAAUCCUUACUAUAAAUUGUAUAAAGCCAUAAAUGUACAUAAAUCAUC